This is a messenger RNA of Parasteatoda tepidariorum (common house spider), 3656 nucleotides long. Its product is annotated as glutamyl aminopeptidase. The record is from RefSeq and is a predicted model, not a curated record. Lineage: Eukaryota; Metazoa; Arthropoda; Arachnida; Araneae; Theridiidae. Gene Ontology annotation, cellular component: cytoplasm; membrane. Gene Ontology annotation, biological process: peptide catabolic process; proteolysis. Gene Ontology annotation, molecular function: peptide binding; zinc ion binding; metalloaminopeptidase activity.
ACACGGGUAGGAUGAAAUUUCAGGGCAUGGAUUCCUAUUAAAUUCAAUCCUAAUGAUGUGAUCUAACUCCCCUAGAAAUGUACCGUAAAGCUUACGUGACCCCCUGUUAUAUGUAACGUUUUUAAACUUGCACAUUUCGACAAAAAACGGACAGAAAAUGUCAUUAGAAAUCUGUAGCUUUAGUAGCAAAACUAAUUUUAGAAUUGAAAUCCCCCACACGAAUUAGGGAAGAUCAAUUUAUUUGUAUAAAUGCAACGAAAAAAAUUGUUUCCAGUGUCAUUUAUUAUUUAAUUUACUCACCUGUAAUAAAAAAAAAACUGCUCUCCGAAUGUUUUUCCUUUGUCGUCUGACGUUCUACACUUCUAAGUUUAUGAGUGCACGUUUGAAAUCCAUCCUAUUAUUUACAGCCAGCGACGCGUUUUAGAUACAAUAGCAGCUGCAUACAUAUCCUCUUUAUCUCGUUCUUUAUCGUAAGUUGACAAACGCUUUUUUGUGAAAUGAAAAAAUUAUCUUCCAGAAUAAAGACUCAUUUCAAAUACCUCUCUUGUUUUAAAAAUCCUAAUGUGAUAACAUUUUCAAGCUACUUUUUUAAAUGUACAUAUGAUGAAAUUUUUAAACUUAUAAAGAAAAUGUUGAAUUCAUUGAAUAGGUGUUAUUGAAAGAGAAAUCUUCAGCUUUUUAUACCGAGGUUUAAAGAAUAUCCAGUUAUUAAUUUCAACCGACUGAAGAUGCUUUCAAAUUUCAUAAACAAAAGUUUCUACAACACGUUUGUGAUUGGUAUAGUGCUUUUAUUUACUGAUUAUUUUCCUACUAUUGCUUCUUCAAGAGAUGAAUCCCAUAUCUGGGAAAUGAAAGAAUCAACUGACUCCUUCAGACUUCCUCGAAGCAUUGUGCCUAUUCAUUAUGAUAUAGUUUUUAAUCCACGCAUUAAAUCUGAUAAAUUCAACGGUGAUGUGAAUAUCACUGUUAGCGUUAUUAGACCUACAAACUACUUUACUGUACAUGAAAGAGGAUUGGAAAUUUCUAUUUCGGAAGUAUAUGAUAUUGAGCAACGUAAAAUGCUUAACAUCAAAAGAAGAUUUAAAUCUGGAAUGGACAGUUAUAUCAUUGAAACCAUGGAUGAAAUAAGAACAGGAAAGUAUAUUUUGAUCUUUGAAUUUAAUGGUAUUUACGAACAUGGUGUAGGAUUAUACAGAGAAGAAUAUGACUAUUCCAAAAAUGACAAAAGACACCUGGCAAUGACAUUUUUUGCCCCAAAUUAUGCUAGACGAGCUUUUCCAUGUUUUGAUGAACCCUCAUUUAAAGCGACAUUUUCCAUUGGUGUCUUCCACGACUCAACGCAUUUUGCAAUCUCCAACAUGCCAGUUGCGCUUGAAAUGGGCUUGGAAAAUAACAGAAAACUCACCAAAUUUGAAAAAACUCCAUUGAUGUCUACUUAUCUAUUGUGUAUAAUUGUCUGUGAUUUCCAAUACAAAGAAACUUUAACAGAUAAUGGAAUAAAGAUAAGAGCGUAUGCAUCUCAAGACACAGUCGAUAAAAUUGAAGCAGCUCUAAAUUGGACAAGCAAAAUACUGACUUAUUUUGAAAACUACUUGAAUGUAUCUUAUCCCUUAAAGAAACUUGAUAUUAUUUCAUUACCAGAGUUUGAUGCCAAUGGUAUGGAAAACUGGGGAUUAAUAACUUACAAGGAACAAAGUUUGUUGGUUGAUAAUACAUCAUCAAUGACCCACAAAUUGAAAGUGGCAAUUCUCGUUGCACACGAAGUAGCUCAUAUGUGGUUUGGAAAUUUAGUCACAAUGGACUGGUGGAACGAAACAUGGCUCAAUGAAGGAUUUGCCACACAUUUUGCAUGGAAAGGAGCUAAGCAUGUAUUACCAGAAUAUUUUAUGGUGGAUGAUAGUGGUAUAUUAGAUGCUUGCAAUGUUAUGAAGCAAGAUGAAAGUAUUCAUACACGACCUGUCAUCCGAACUGUAACUGAGGUUAUGUAUUCCGAUGUAUAUAGUAUCAUUGUUUAUAAAAAGGGAGCCUCUCUAUUGAGGAUGCUAGAGAAGUAUAUAACAGAAGAGAAUUUCAUUAAAGGAAUAUCGAAAUAUCUAACGAAGCAUGCUUAUGGAAAUGCGGAAACAGAAUACUUAUGGCUUGAAAUAAAUGAGUUCACCAUUGAGCAGGGAAUAAAUGUAUCCAGACUAAUGCACUCAUGGCUUACUGCAAGCAAUUUUCCUUACAUUAAUGUCAGUUGCAGAAAACGAAAUAGUUGCCAGUGUAACUUAUUUCAGAAUCGCUUUCUAUUGGAUCCGCUCAGCAAAGAGUCCACCCAAAAUCAAUCGCACCAACGAUUUAUAUGGGACGUGCCAUUAUCAUAUACAACAUCUGAGUCAAACGCUGUAGAAUAUAUAUUAUUCGACUCAAAACAAAAAGCUUUUCCUUGCAACCAAACAAAAUGGAUAAAAUUUAACAGCCAAUAUUCAGGAUAUUAUUUAGUUAAGUAUUCGGAAAGGGAUUGGAAGCAGUUUAUCCGCAUUUUGGCAAGAAAUUUAACGGUCUUUAACAAAACUGAUAGAUUGAAUUUGUUGUUUGAUGCUUUCACCCUAGCUUCCCAUGGAAAAAUAAACUAUAGUAUUCCUUUAAAUUUAUCUCGAUACUUGAAAAAAGAAGAUUAUCACAGUGUAUGGUCAGUAUACCACGAAUUUAUGAGUACAAUUAAAGGAUAUUUAUCUGAUGACAAAAAUGGUACGACAGCUUUAAAAAUCUAUACUAGAAAACUAGCCAAGCAACUAUACAGCAAAUACCGAUGGAACAACGAAGGCAACUUUCUUGAAAAAAACCUAAGAAGAGAAUUGAUUAAAGCAAUAUGUGGUAACAACGGCCGAGUUUGCAUGGAAACAGCAGCUGAUGCUUACAAGAAAUGGAUGAUUGGUGAAAUGCCUAAUCCGGAAUUUGCGGAAUUGGUGUAUAAAUGUGGUUUGAGCAAGCUUAAUGAUGAAGUUUCCUUCAAUCACAUGUGGAAUAAAUAUUUAAAUGAAUCAAAUCCAUUGCUGAAAGAACAAUAUCGAGAUGCAUUAUCACAUGUUGGAAAUUCUUCAGUACUUAAAAGGCUUUUAACAGACUGCAUGGACAGAAGAUAUUUCAGACUUUCUUGGCAAGUCCCCAUGAUUAAGUCAAUUGCUGGAAAUAGUAAAGGUUUCUCUUUAGUGUCUUCGUAUAUUAUCAAUAAGUGGAAUGAUUUAGUAAGAAAAUAUGGAGAGGAACAAUCUGAAAACUUAGCAGAAUUUGUAUUCAGUAAAUACCAAACCGAGAAAGAUUUACUACUGGUUCAAGAGUUUUAUGAAACGCAUCCAUCAACAGAAAAGAACAUGAAAGCUCGUACUCGUACCCUGGAUAAUAUUAAGAGGCGCAUAAAUUGGAAGCUUAAAUAUCAAGCAGAAGUUACAGAAUGGUUUUACAUAAAUUCAAAACCUUAAUUUCUUGCUUAGAAAAUAUUUUAGCGCAUGAUAUUGAAGGGGAAAAAAUGCACCAUAUAUUAGUUACAUAUGAACUAUUUACAGUGAUGCACCGUAAUCUAUGUUUUCACAAUGAAAGUUGUCUUUCUAAUAAGUUGAACUUUUUGAUAACACACAUUUUGUGAAGUCUUUAUUUUAAUAAAUAAUGAAUAUAUA